AUGGCCGACUUCGAUCUAUACGAGUCUCUCGAGACCAAGCACCAAUUUUGGGAAGAUUUGUCGCUGACCAGAGUCUCGUCGUCAACUGCAGAGCUCGACGACGUCGUCACUACCCAAUACCAGUCCCACGACUUAAUCGACGAAACCCUGCGAUCGUGGCUCUAUCUUACUUCGAGGUUCAGAGACAAGUUCCCCGAGAACGAAAACGAUGUCGCCACCUGCUGCGAGAAGCUACUGCAAUGCAAGCUGUUUCAAGACAACAAGGACUACAUUCGCAACCAGAUCGUCUACAGCCUUUUGCAGGAGGAUGAACCCCCGUCGCUGCACGCCAUUGUACUAUUCCUUUUGCUCGACGGCCAUGCCGAUGAGGCCUUAUACUCUCGUAUGAUCGAGGAGGCGUGCUUCCCUCGCCUCCUCGAGCUGAUUAACGGACGUAAAGACCAGGAUCUGAGGCUGCAUCGCUUGCUUCUGGAGCUGAUGUACGAAAUGUCCCGGGUCGAAAGGUUGCGCACCGCCGACUUGCUCCAGGUUGACGAUGGCUUCAUUGCAUACCUCUUCCAGAUCAUCGAGGAGUUAUCCAACGACGUUCACGACCCAUAUCACUAUCCAAUUAUCCGAGUGCUGUUGGUUCUCAACGAACAAUACAUGCUCGCAUCCACCGACGUCGCCUCAGAUCCGAACUCGCCCACAGCCCCUCUCACGAAUAGGGUGAUCAAGUGCCUUAGUCUCCACGGCGAUUCGUUCCGCACAUUCGGAGAGAACAUCAUUUUACUUUUGAAUCGUGAGACGGAGACGUCCCUGCAACUCUUGAUCCUGAAACUCCUUUAUCUAUUAUUUACAACCAAAGCCACAUAUGAAUAUUUCUACACCAAUGACCUCAAGGUUCUCCUUGACGUUAUCAUUAGGAACCUGAUGGAUUUGCCUGACGAAAAGAUAUCGCUUCGCCACACAUACCUCCGAGUCCUGUACCCACUCCUGGCGCACACGCAACUGAGCCACCCGCCGCACUACAAGCGUGAUGAGGUACUCAAGGUCUUGAGGAUUCUGGGUGGUUAUGGAAAUUCUCACUUUGCCCCUGCGGACGAAACGACGGUGCGUCUGGUCGACCGAGUCUCGAAAGUGAAAUGGCUUGUCGACCAGGAGGCUUCUGGCGAGGCAGAGGUGGCUCGGAAGUUCCUGGGGAUCAGUCUCACACGUUCGGACACGGCGAGCAGCGUUAGUGUUGUCGACGUCGCCGCCGUCAUGGAGAAACCGGGUGUCAUCACCCCGAGUCGCAAGGCCGAGGCAGACGCCGAAGCCAAACAAGGUGAGGCAAAGGCCGGGGCAGGCGCUGUGCGGCCGAAGAAGCCGUUGCCCGAGGUACCAAAACACCGACAUGGCGUGCCGGUCGGACCGACGACGACGUUGCAUUUGAAUGGACAUAAGAAGAUACCACCAAAAGCACCACCGCCACGGAGAAAGACGAAGCUCCAACCUUUGGAGCCCGUAGCGGACAGUGCCCCUAUGCCAGAGGCUUGA
Colletotrichum paranaense is the source of this 1518-nucleotide messenger RNA. RefSeq lists its product as uncharacterized. Gene Ontology annotation, molecular function: Arp2/3 complex binding. Gene Ontology annotation, cellular component: actin cortical patch. The transcript has 3 exons. Gene Ontology annotation, biological process: actin cortical patch localization; actin cortical patch assembly; endocytosis. The coding region runs from base 1 to 1518 and encodes 505 amino acids. NCBI's taxonomy places the organism in Eukaryota, Fungi, Ascomycota, Sordariomycetes, Glomerellales, Glomerellaceae. The record is from RefSeq and is a predicted model, not a curated record.